Messenger RNA from Hyposmocoma kahamanoa, 5833 nucleotides. RefSeq lists its product as uncharacterized. NCBI's taxonomy places the organism in Eukaryota, Metazoa, Arthropoda, Insecta, Lepidoptera, Cosmopterigidae. The record is from RefSeq and is a predicted model, not a curated record. Gene Ontology annotation, molecular function: protein-containing complex binding. The coding region runs from base 8 to 5674 and encodes 1888 amino acids. The transcript is spliced from 42 exons.
CGCAGAUAUGCAGGGCGUACACAGCGAGCCCUCUCUUGGGGCAAGUACUGGCAAAAAGAACACGAGCCAAGGAAGUCACAUAACAGCAAUGACUAGGGCAUUGCAACGCGGCAGUAACUUAUGGGAGGGACGUGUGCGCAAAAUCACGGAAUGUCUGUUAAUGUUAGUUUGGAAAAAUUGGUGGAAUAUAUUGGUGCUCGCAACUAUUAUAUUCAAGUAUGUCCUUAAUUUUCUCGGAAUCUUCAGAAUGCCCUUCUCAUAUAAGCAAAUCAUAUACCCAUGCCAAAUAUUUUGUGAAGCCAUCUAUUUUAUCGAUGUAGUCAUACACAUAUUACACAACUAUUGGUCCAUAGUGCGUUUGCACAUCCGCAUCUUUAGAAGAAGUUUAUAUACACUUCUGUAUGAUAUAAUAAGUCUGCUUCCAAUCAUUCUAGCAUGUCAGUUUAUCAGUAAAUUCUAUUAUACUGGAAUAACGUGCCAAAUGUUAACCUUAAUUGGGAGAUGUUUAGUAGUCGGUCGUAUUUACAGAGUCAUUAUGUAUUUCAGAGACCUAAAUGGAGAGAUGCAAAAGUCUCGAAGGCUAUUAUUUUUACUGGAGCACACCUUAUUGGUGAUACUAGUGUUACAUGCUUCAACGUGUCUGUGGAACGCAUUGAACCAACCCGAAAGCCCUGCAAAGCCCUGGUAUAAUCUCGGAUUCCCCACCCGCGUACGUAGAGCAAGACUUACAUUUCAAAAUUAUUUGGAAUGUUGGUAUUACUCCGCCGGACGGUUUUUUAAUGUCAUCUUUGGCGAUUCCUUUCCUUGUAAUUCAUUAGAGAAAUGGUUAACAUCCUUUCUGAUGUUGUUUGGAUUUGUACUAAUGCGGUAUCAGUUUGUGGGCAUGAUUGCCUGGGAUAUGAUUGUCCAUCUCACUCGCUGGUCGCAAUUUGUUGAUCGGUAUCAUCACAUGACAAAAUAUUUGAAGUCGUGCGGUGCGCCACCGUGUCUCAUAGAACAAGCGAAGAAUUACAAAUUACAGCUUUGGCAAAUGAAGAAGGGAGUGUUGACAUCGGAUCACCUUCAGCAACUACCACAUCCAUUGCAGAUGGAGUUGAUAUUUGAUAUAAACGUUGGUCAUUUCCACCGAUCCAUACUUUUGGGAGACACGGGAGAACCGUUCAUGCGUCAAUUAGCGCUAGUGAUGCGCCAUGAAUUGUACUUGGCUGGGCAGCAGAUAUGGAAUCAGGGCGUGGUUAAGAGCGGCCUCAUCGUAAUCAAGCAAGGCGUCGUUGAGUUGCUCUCGGAUGAGGACGAUGAGAGUCCUAUAAUCGCAUUUAAGGAAGGAACAGUAUUGGGAGAGUUAAGUUUAUUCCACUCGAUACCAGCAAAAGUUAGCGUGCGAGCAGCCACUUACGUAGAAGUGCAGGUGUUACGUAGAACAGAUUUCAUGAGAGUGGUAUUAGAAAAUCCCUUGGUUCUGCACGACGUUCGCAACAAAAUAGAAAAAAGGGUUAAAAACUCACGUGCAAGACAGGAAAGGAUUUCAGAAUACGACAGUAAUGAUUCUAGAUUGAUUCGAACUCGAUAUCGUCCCAUGAAAGUGUUCCAGGACCACUUGGCUGGCGUGAAAGAUGAGGAUCCCACAUUUGUUGAUGACUCACACUUGUAUUACAGAGAUAAAAACAACCAGAGGCUACCGAAAUUUACUGAUGAAUAUUUAGAGCUGUAUAAAUUGUGCAAUAACGUGACGACUGUCGAUUCACCCCGUAUUGUUCUCAACUCCAACUUCCCCUGGAUUCUCGAGGCUGAUACAGAUUUAGUUCAUGCGUUUGACGUGGUUCACUUCUUCAUGGUCCUGUAUGUUUGCAUUACGUCGCCUCUCCGUGCGAUCGGAUUUUCGACCUCGGAAACGCAGAAGGUUAUUGACAUCAUCAUUAUGGCUGGCUUGUUGUUAAACAUCUACAGGCAGCUGACCACUUGUAUUGUCAAAAAGAAUAUGAGGAAGGUAACCGUGAAAGAGAUAGCAGAAGAAAAAAUGUCUUCGCUUGGGUUUUACAUGGACAUAAUAUCUGUUUUCCCCAUGUACAUUUUCAUUGAAACCUUGUUUCCUGACCGUGACUCGAUGUGGGUGGAGGCCUCAGAACUGUUUCCCGUACUGCAAAUUUGGCACUUAUGGGAUUAUUGUUCCAAAUGGCAAAGGAAUUUUGAUAGUAACACUAAGCUUCUUAUAGUACUUAGAUUCGCUAUUAUGCAAUCUAUAUUCUGUUAUUGGUCUGGAGCCUUUUUAUACAUGUAUUCAUGUCCUAAAAGACAAUGUCAUAAAAGCUCGUGGAUGGCCCAGUUGAUUCUCUUGGAAACAAAGGUUUUUGUGACGAACCAUGCUCAACACGAACACCCUAUUACAACGUCACUCGGUUUUGGUACAGCGGUAUUUACUGGCAGUGGUAUUGGUGAAUUGGCACCGGGCACUUAUGAUCUUUGGGUGGUGGUAAUUCUAUUUGUUGUAGGUGCUUAUAUGCAAAUAUUUUACAUUGCAAGAAUUUGUGCCACGUGCCUCCUAUCGACAAAGAGGAAAUUGAUGUUUACGGAAUCUAUGAGGGAGUUGUUUUAUUUCUUGACAGUAAAUCGAGUCAGUGCAAAAAUCAAAGCCCGCGUUAAAAAAUUCUUCGGCGUACAAUGGUAUUACAACCAGGCGGUAUCGGUAGACGAGAUAUUCAAAGAUAUGUCUGUGAAUAUUCAGCAAGAAGUUUUGUGUAUAGAAAUGGUGGAAACACUUCUGCAUUGUCCACUUUUUCAGGACUGCAGUCGGGAUUUUUUACAAACCGUAGCGGGGUGUGUUACAACGGUAGUGUUGCCGGAAGACGAGAUCGUACAACAUGCUGCCGAUAUUAGCCGCGACAUGUACAUCUUGCAAAAAGGUCAUUGUAACAUGCUCAAUAAUAGUGGCAAAAUAGUUGGUUCAUUGGCGCCUGGUUCUCACUUCGGUGUUGUCGAAAUGAUGUUUUGUUUACCAAAGGUGCACACAGUCGUAACAGCAACAAACUGUGUACUUCGACACAUGGAAUAUAGUUCAUUAUUGCAGUGUUGGAGCACUUUUCCUGAAAUUAACCAGCCGAUUCUCGUGGUAUUACAGAACCCAGAGCUCUUAGAAAUGGCGGCAGAGUACGAAGAUGCCAAGCCUCUUACUGGUAGAAUAGAAGUCAAAGUAAAUCGGUUUGCGCGAGAAAUAAAGGACAGUUUCGUAAUGUUGUACAGCCCCGAAGAUAAGCGAGAUUACCAUCGAGAAUUCGACAAACUGGGAAUUCUUCGAUACAUGAGAUAUGUGUUCCUGCCGAUAUCCAUCACGCCGUACGGGAUUUUCCUUAAGUGCUGGUCGGGACUCCGCUUUCUCAUCGCGCUCUACUACAUGUUUAUUAUCCCGUACAAUAUUGCUAUUCAACGGCAUCGAUUCAAUUCGAAGUACAUUUACUCGGAUAUAUUUCUAUAUUUUGACUUAAUAGUGAUGUCGUAUGUGGGAUAUUACGAUGACAAGUGUCUCCUCGUGAAGCAUCCUCUCUUCACAGUAUCACGAUAUAUAAAGACGACAUUUUUUUGGGAUGUAAUUGCUGUAUUCCCUUUCGAGCAAUUAUUCAGAAUUGUGAACGAGUCAGUGGAUUUAGAUCUAUUCCGCCUUAACAGGAUCUGUCUGGUGACCAGGCUUACAGGAGCCUUUACAUACUGGGAAAGCAACAUAAUGAAUAUAAAUCCAGCUGUAGUGAUGUUUAAAUUUCUUCCUUUAGCAAUGACAUUUGUAAAUUUCAUGACGGCGUUCAUAUUUAUGAACUCGUGUAAAUCGUUCAUGAAACUUGUUAACGACACAAAUAUACCUACUCACUAUAUUUAUGUCAAUUGUAGUAAAACUUUGAUUAUGUCUACCGCUGAGAAAAAUGUUCAAGCAGUUGCAUUGAACGAGUAUGUGUAUACGGGAUUUUGGGUGGUUAUAUUGUUUAUGGGAUGUGGGUGUGCUCCAAUACUGUUGACAGGGGCGAGUGACGCACUGAUGGUGAUGCUGGUGCAGAUAGUCGGUCUGUUGUAUUUUGCGUUUAUGGUCGGAUAUAUGAUCUCCUUACGCUCCGCCUCUGCGCAUGCAUUGCUUGAACAUACUGUAAGUAAUUGUAUACCCAGGGAGUCAGACUUGGAACAAGAAGAAGAUUCAGAACAUGAUUCAAUAAGUGGAUUUGAAAUGCAAAUGGAACCGCACGUUCAAUUACAAAGGUCGUUCACAGACAUGAGCAUGGCUAAGUCCCACUCUAGCGUCGGGACCUACCAAAGCUACUUGCACGUGCACAAUCUGAUAAGACCCGGAUCUUGGCUUUAUCAGGGCUUCGGUUAUUUGUGCUGCUUAAUGGCGACUAUAAAUUAUGUCCUGGUGUCCUACCAGAUAGUGACACUGAACGAUUGUAAAAUCUUAUUCUGGAUGCAAGGGGCCCUUGAUAUCUUCUUUUAUGUCAAAAUUUAUUUGAAUAUCCAUCAGGCGUUCGUAAAUAAACGUGGAGUAAUAGUGGUUGACCCAAACAAGUGCCGACGACAAUAUUGCAAACGGAAAUGGUGGAUGUGGUCGGAUAUCUUGACAAACACGCCCUUCGAGCUCUUAGGUUUCGCUUUUCCAAAUUGUCCGAGAGCCAUGCAUUAUUUGCGCUGCACCAAGUUGUUGAGACUGAAAUAUCUUGUAGAAUUUUACAAGAAGACUUCAGCCGAGCUCACAAAUAAUUUAACUAUUUUACAGGCCAUGACGACACUGUUCGUGGUAAUCCUACUGGUGCACACAUUGACUUGCGUGUGGCUUCUUGUGCUAAUGGCUAACUCACCAAUUUGCUUCCUCCGCCGCGUCAAAAUGUACCUUUUCGAUAACAAAGACCUUCCACAUCAUCGCUGGGAUUACACCACGUCCUUCUACGUGAUAGUGUCAGAACUGACAGGGACAGGGGGCGAUGAGUUCGUCAUAGAGGAAAUUAAGGCAUUCGUCAUACUAAGUCUGUCUGUGGUGUGCGGUAAAAUGCUAGCAGCUAUGAUCGUUGCGACUUGCAUCCAGCUAUCUUAUUCUGCUAAAAGUGCCCUUAUUAAUUACGAGAGAAAUGUUGGGGAAUUAGUAGAUGUUUUAAGAAACCAAGGAUUAUCGAACUAUCAGCUGAAAAAAUACUGGAUGUACAUUAAGCAGCUGUGGGUGUAUGAGAGAGGUCGACAAUUGCCGGUACUCCUAGCUCAAACCCCGCAUGUCCGCCGCUGUGACCUCAUGUCGGCGAUGUUCGGCCACCAUCUGCAGAACUGCUUUCUCUUUGCCGACACCGGCGAGCACUUCCUCAGGCAACUCACUGCUGUGCUCACUUAUACCACAUUCUUUCCUGGUAACUACAUAGUAGCAGCAGGCGACAGUGAGGCCUGCAUGUACUGGGUUACACAGGGAACAGUAUCGGUAUUGUCAGUGCGUACGGAUUUGACCGAAACAACUCACGAACUCCUUGGUCCGGGUGAUGUGUUUGGGAUACUGCAGGGUCUCACAAGAGGCAUAAUGCAUUGCUUCUCUUAUCGGGCCGAGACUAAAGUUGGUAUUUUAACACUAUGUUUGGAUGCUUGGAUCAACAUUCUGCCAUACUUCCCGCAGGCCCAAAAUAUUAUCAAUGCCAGGUCUGAAGUGUUAUAUGCGCAAUUUUGAUUUCGAGUACUAUUUACAUAAGUAUUGUAGCAUGUAUUGCAUUUACGAAUUAGACAAAUAAAAUGAUGUUUUUUAUUUCUCAUAUUUGCGGUGUAACUAUAUUUUUAUAUUAUUAAGUAUUGUAAUAGUAUUUUUCUGUAUCACCUAAUAUAUUUUACC